AGUAGAUCUAGUGCUGACAGCCAGUGUAUAUAUUACUUAGAAAAAGUAGCAAAUCUGAAACAUCAAUAAUACCGAGCAUAAAUUUAAAAGUUAAUUGAAACGCCAUGUCGCAAAACUCAGCACCACCCGCGCAUACUUUUGAGAAUGAUAACAAUUACUACCAAAUCAGCGAUGAAGAUCUCGAAGACUGCGAUGAUCUCAACGAUGACUGUCUACUAGAAGAAGUGGUGGAGGGCAGCAAUGGAAAUAGCAUCACAAUCGGUGGACGCGGUCCCUACGAACGCGCUUGGACCUCGGAAGCAACGCGUGCCCUGAUACACAUACGCGGACCGAUGCAAGGCAUGUUCACGGAAGGACGUCAAAAGCGUACAGCACUUUGGCUACACUGUACGCGACAAUUACAGAAAUUGGGUUUCCGUUAUAGCGCGGCGAAGGUACAAAAGAAAUGGCACAACAUUUUGAUUACGUACAGCAAGAACUUGCCGAAGAAAAAGUCCAGCGGCUAUGUACAUUGGGAGUUCUUCGAGGAGAUGCAUAAAUAUUUGAAGGAUAAGAAAGUCGAUAUAUAUGAAUUUCAAAUGCAAUCAUCGUCAUAUUCGAAAUCAGCUAUUCAACAACAACAACAACAACAACAACAACAACAACAACAACAACAACAGCAGCAGCAGCAGCAACAGAAGCAACAACAACCGCAAAGUGCAGCGUUUCGUGAGCUCAAACAAGCGCCGGCACUCUCGAAUGAAUUGAUGGCACAAUUCGACGGGAAUCAACUCUCGUUGCUGGCCAACAUCGCCGAAACGAAUAUGGACAAAUCGAAUGAUGAGUUCGAUGAAGAUUCGACCAUAAUGUCGGAAUUGAAACAACCAAAAAUGGAAUUUAAUGACAACGAAUUGCCAUUGGAAAUCUCUCAUGCGAACGGAUAUAGUAACAAAUGUGACAAUGCGCGCUUUCCGUCUGUCGUCAAUGGGGCGCAGGAGGAAGGCGUCUGGUGGAAGGACUAUUUUGAACGCAAACUGGACGUCGAACGUGAGAAGAUCCAAUGUCAAAAAGAGCUGCAUCGCGAGCAAAUGCAAUUCCAAAAGACGACCGCGCUGCAACAAGAGAAAAUCGAGCGCUUGAAGAUCGAUGCGAUCAACAAUUUGACGGCGACGCUGCAGAAGCUGGUGGAGACGAAGAAUCGCAAGGCGUAGAGCACUGUGAAAUGAAGAAGUUUCAUUGAUUUUCAUCGUUUGUAGAAAGUUAAGUUAAGUCUUUGGUCAUUAGGCAAACAGGCGUACAUGGAGUUCAGAUUUUGUAGAGUUCAAGUCUCAAAUAUAUUUGUGGAAUGUGCAUUUUUUAUUUGAUACUACAAAUUUUAAUUGAAGCUUCAUAUAUUACUAUUAAAAAGUUUAACCCUAGAAGUCAAUUUGGGCAUCUAAAUCAUCCUUCAAAGCGUCAUACUCAAAAAUAUUUGCUGUUUUAGUUAAGAUAUUUUGCCGUGAGGCCAUUUAUAUUUGUGUACAUAACUUUAGAAAUAAAUUAAAUGUAAUAAUUUUUAAU
Molecule: messenger RNA, 1539 nt
Organism: Bactrocera latifrons
Lineage: Eukaryota; Metazoa; Arthropoda; Insecta; Diptera; Tephritidae
Exons: 2
Coding region: 105-1190 (361 amino acids)
Source: RefSeq, a predicted model, not a curated record